Messenger RNA from Octopus sinensis (East Asian common octopus), 7534 nucleotides. RefSeq names its product transmembrane protein 45B-like. The coding region runs from base 638 to 1519 and encodes 293 amino acids. The transcript has 3 exons. The record is from RefSeq and is a predicted model, not a curated record. NCBI's taxonomy places the organism in Eukaryota, Metazoa, Mollusca, Cephalopoda, Octopoda, Octopodidae.
AGCCACUUUGAGCCAGAGACAAAGAGACAAUCCAUGCAGUGGAAACACCUCUCCUCAACUGCUCCAAAGAAGGUCAUGGUUGUUUCAUCCACAGGGAAGGUGAUGCCUUAGUUUUUUUGGAAUGCCAAAAGCAUUAUGCUUAUUGACUAUUUUCAAAAGGGCCACACCAUCAAUGGAGAGUACUAUGCCAACAUGCUGAGGCAGUUACGAAAGGCUGUGAGUAACAAACGUCCAGGAAAACUGACGAAAGGGGUCUUGUCUCAUGAGGAUAAUGCUCCAGCAUACAAAUCCUUGGUUUCAAUGGCUGCUGUGCAUGGCUGUGGCUUUGAACUGGUUCAAUUUCCCUCUGCUUUUGAUUUGGCCCCAUCUGACUAUCAUCUAUUCCCUGACAUGAAAAAUGCCUGGCUGGGAACUAGUAUAUGAUGAUUACUUUUUUGAUCAAAAGAAUGAAAGCUUGUUCACCAAUAGGAUCCAAGCACCACAACACCAAUGGAAGAAAUGUAUAGGCAGCAAGGGCAACUUUGUGGAGCAGUAUUCUUCUGAGGCUCUGCCAAUGUCCACGUUAUACUCAAAGAAUAUAUUUAACAGCUUCAAAAAUUGUGAUACUGCUUCACUGUCUUCUAGUAGACACUGAAAAAUGGGAACUUUUGGUGGACAUGCCCUACCAGGAACAUUCUUCCUACUCUUUGCCUUUUGGUACACAGUACAAAUUUUCAAUCGGUAUUUCCAGUGCCGCAAAAGAAACGCUCGCUUUACAUCCACAGUGACUUUUCCAUGUACAUGCUUGUGUGGGCGACUGAAAAAAUGGCCUCUAGAAUCUAUAAUGAAAAUUGUCCUAGUUAUAAUUGGUUUUAGCGGGGAAAUAAUUACAGGCUUGCGACCUGGACCAUAUGUUAUUUUGGGAAAUGGCCAACAUGCCACAAUGUUUUUUGCCUUUGGUUUGUCUGGUGUAGUAGAACUGUUGUUGUUUUUUAAAGCACCUCUGCCAACAGAUGUUGAUUACAUUGCUAAUAUACUGGCUUUUACAAUUGAGCUUGUGUUGUUUACAUUUCACCUUCAUGGAAGAUCAGAACUUGAUGUAUUACUGCACGUGCUUCUUACCUAUGUCAUCAUUGCCAGUUUAAUCUCAGCCUUUAUUGAAAUGAAAUUUCGACAUAAUGUUUUGGCACCUCUUGCAAGAACUUAUUUUGUAAUGUUACAGGGAUCUUGGUUCUGGCAAGUUGGCUUCAUACUGUAUAGGCCUUUCCCAGGUAAAUCUCCAUGGAAGGGUGAUGACCACAGCCAAAUGAUGCUGAUCACUAUAUACUUUGCUUGGCACAGUAUCGCCUGCUUUAUCAUUAUCUUGCUGUUUGGAGGUAUUGUUAGCUGCUAUCAAAAAGGUCGCGGUGUUUCUUAUGUUGACGAUGAUAUGAUAAUGAAACGUUUAAUUCACACAGGAACCAAUGGCCAAACACUUGUGAGUCUCAAUGAUGACAGCGAGAGUGAUAUAGAGUACCAAAAGCCUUCAACCGUCAAAUAAUACUAAAUAGUUUCAUUCUAUAUCUCCUUUGGUGAUAGUCCAGUUUUACGUUCAUCUUUUACAGAUCUAUCACAUACAAUUCCUUAAAAUAUUAAGAGCAAAUGAUAGUCUUUAGCAAAUUUUGUGCUUCAUAGACUACAGAAUAAACUGCUGUUUGGUUGAUACAUGUGGGAUUAUCUUUCCAAUUAUCAUGAUACUCUGGGAAAAUGAAAUCUUUCAAAACCAUUAUUUUGUUCAUUUCUGUUACCUCAUAAUAUUUGCUCAAUUAAUUCAAUUACUAGCUUAUUUCACAUGUGCUCAAGACAUCAGUUUUCAUCCUCUCCUUAAAUUGUCUUAAAAUUCUUUCUUUGAUAAAAGAAAUAAAAUGUUAAUAAUAUUCAGCUCUUCUCCCCCACCCCUACUCCAAUGCAGCUGUCACAAUAGAUCCUCUUUUUACCAUUGUGACUUAAGUUUAAAACAACGUUCUAGCAAGCAAGUUAACAUUUUCCUCUGGUUCUGCAUUUUAUCUUUUAUUUUCACAUAUCUACAUAUAUAUAGGUUGGCCAAAUGUCACCCAACAGUAAAUCAAAAUUCCAUAAAUACUAUCUAUAAUUCUCUAUUGACUCAAAUGGAAAAAUGUGUCACUCAAGAAAGGCUUUAGUUUGAACAGUUUUCAUGAUGUUUCAUAUUUAGAUGCUUUUAUUAAAUUCAUUCAAUUGUUAAACAUAAAUAAAUCUUGGAAUUAAAUGGUUUUGAUUCACUGUCAGCUGACUUCUGGCCAGCCUUGCAUACAUUCAUACUUACAUACACACACACACAUAUAUAUAUAUAUAUACAUAUAUAUAUAUUUGCUAAAAGUUAAAAUGUAUUUCAUGCCUAUUGGUCUUGUAGACCAAAUAGAACACUUUGAUGCUGCUCUUGUUCCUAAAAAAAAAAAGGAAUGUUUUUUUUUCUCUUUUUUAUUUUUUCCAUCAGAACUCCUCUUUUUACCUUGUUAGAGAAAAGUACUUGGAAUAUAGAAUUCCAUUAACAUUGAAUUGGUUGCCUUCAAUGCUGCUAAAAAGAAAAAAAUAUUUGAUUUUUUACAAAUACAAGCAUCCAUACCAAUUUGUAGAAACUUUUUGUAUUACUGGAAAUAUUUAUUAGUCCUUUUUUAAGUAGAAGCAACUCUUGUUUGUUUCUAACAAGAAUCUCUAAUGCUGUUGACCUCAUGCUAUAUCACAUUGAUUAGAAACGUCCUUAUCAAGACAAAAAAAAUGUAAAAAAGAAACAGAAUUUUUAUUCUUUUUCAGUGUUAUCAUCAACCAUUUUAAUCCAUCAUUGUAUGGCAGCUGAUAUUUUACUCAUAUUUUAACAUAUCUGAAAAUUCUUUCUGUUUAUUCUCAUAACUGUAUCCGUAUUAUCAUUCGUGGUUUGAUUGAUACAUAUUCAUGGCUGCCCUACUCACUCUCUUCAUUUCAUCGAUAUCCGCCCAAUGUGCCCAAGAAUUAACUAUUUACAAGUGACUAAUUUAUUACAAGAUUAUUUUUAGAACAGUCUGUUUGGUUAAUUUCUCAAUAAGAUUCCAAUAAAUGUUUUUGUUUUGUUCUCAUAAUAGCAAAACCAUGAAUAAACAAUAUAAUCUUCAGCAAUAGAAUUGGAAAGUUUGGAACACCAUUAGGGUAAAAAAAAAAAAAAAAAGAACAAAAAAUAUCACUGAAUAAAAAAAAAAUGUUUGAUAAAUGAAAGCACAAUGAUGAAAAAAUAUAUUGGGAAAUGAAUGGUAAUCAUAUAGAUUGAAAUUUAAAAUUAAAUUAAAGUGAAAUGAACAAAACUUAAGAGGUGAAAUAUCAUGACAUGAUCCCAUUAAUAUCAACAUUGUCAUUCAACAAUCUGGUCCAGAAUGCUUUAUGGAUCUAUAUUAUUGAUUUUGUUCCAAAACGGUUCCAUCUAUCAUAGUUCCAAACACAGUAAACUUCAUAUAGAAACAGCUAAUAAUUAGCAGGAAUAUAUCUGGCCAAUGUAUAUAUAUUUGUUAUAUAAAUGAACAGUCUUUUGGCAAGACUUAACAAAGCUGAACAAAUCCUUUAUAACUAACUGUUGAGGCCUGCCAUUAUUGUUUAAUCAAUAAACUAUCAGAUUCUGAAUUGUAAGCAAGCUACCAUAGUCACAGUUUGAAAAUGUGAUUCUAUUUUGUUAAUUUCCUAACUGUAAUUGAUAUACCCUUCAAAUCACAUUAGUCGUCUGUGUGUCUGGUGUAAAGUUAAUAUCUCAUUUGUCAUUUGUGAAGGUUGGUUUCAAAGAAAAUAAUGAGUGUGGCUGUAGACUUGACUUAUGGGGUUUUAUUCACAGAAAAGAAGUCUGUGUCUCUCAGGUUAUUUUUAUCUGGCAAUACUCAUGAAUAUUAUGCUUUGAUCAAGAGGUCUAAUAAGACUAAAACCUGUCUGGAAUUGUUUCCUUAUUGCCAGUAUCAAACUUAUUCUGCAUUGCCCACAUUUUCUUAUUAAUUUUGAUUAAAAUUUCAGGGUUGUCUCCCUUGUCUUUCUUGACCAGAAUUGAUCAUUAAGAUAUUGAUUGUUAGCACUAAUCUUACCGUUCUGGAUUUUUUGUUAGUUUUUUGACUCCUUGCUUUAAAUAUGUUAGCAAAAAGCCAUUGUGUUAAGUUAGUGUUAACAUUUUUUUUAAAGCAGGGAGCUUCAAAAUGUUAACUAGGAAAACAUAUUUAGGCAGCAAGUACAGAAGACAAUUCCAGUCAUGUUUUGGUCUUAUUAGAAGCUCUUCAGCAAAAUAUAGAUUUCACAAACAUAGUCAUUGACUAAUAUUUUUUUACACACUAUAUUUUCUAGUUAGAUUUAAAAUAUUCACUACAUUAAAUAUGUCAAAACUAACAUAAUUGCUUUUGUCAAACAGAAGGUAACAAAGGCAAAUUUAUCUUAUGGAGGUUUUUUAGCUUGUCAUUGGAAUUUUGGUAAAACAGUUAAAUUCUUCAGGGGGAGGAUAAGGUAAUUUACCUGAAAAGAGUAUGAGUUGUUAUUGCUGUUCAACUUCAAAUCAACUUUCAUCAAGCAGCAUACCUUUGACCAAAGGAAUUCCACUUGUGACCAUGUAGUAGCUCAACUUACUUAAAAUUGUUACCAAAUUUCCAUAUUUUUGUAAAGAGAAAGGAAGAAGUAAAUUUGAUUUUAGUAUUAUGAGACCGUUGGUAAUAAGUUUCAUCGAUCAAUAUUAAAAACAGAAAAACUAGAAACUUGUUAAAGAAUUUCUAUUUUUAGUCAUCAUAUUAAACCUUUGUCUUUAAAGACAUAAACAUAUAAACAAGGUUCUUACCCAAGGUACUACAUCAAUUAUCUCCUUAUAGUCUUAUGCAUGAGUACGACUAUGAUUGUAGUAAAUGUGAGAAAAGGAAUUGUUUGGAUGCAAAUAAAAACUAAACUAUAAUCAUCGACGCCAAAAUUCAUAUCAAAUGGAUUAAAACUAUAUCAUUUCAGAAGUAAAUCAAACAGGACAUUUUUUCCUAGAUUCAUUUCUCAAAAGGAUGAAAGAUUAUUUUGUUAUAGAUAUACAAUCACAAAAGUAAAUUCGGAUGAAGAAUAUUUUCAUUUAACUUCUAAAAGUUGAACACAUUUAAUCCUUUUGUUAUUAUAUUUCUUUUAGAAUAUAUUCUCUUUGUUUCAAUUAAUUUUAAAAUUAAUGAAGAAUUGGAUUAAUAUAAGUUAUCAUUAUUAAAUGGAUUUUUGGAACAUAAUGUAAAAUUUUGAUGGGAAGUUUUUAUUAAGCUCACAAUAAAACAGUUUGUAUCAAGGAAUGUGGAACAAUCUCAGUGGGUUGGUAAUGAAGUCAUUUAAACUAUUUUAAUAUUGAUUGCAACUUUAUUGAAUGUAAUUUAGUAAAAUUUAGAGUUUGGAUAAGCUUAUGUCAUGUCUUUCUUGACUGACGCUUCAUCUGAGAGAAAAUAGUUUUUCAACUGAAAAAUCUUUCUCUCAGAUGAAGAGGCAGUCACUCAAUGUUAGGCUCCUCUUCUUACCAUGACAUAUCAAGUUAACCAAACUCAUGAACUUCACUAUGCAAACCCCUUCCCCCUACCAGUUUCCAUGAACUGUGUUUUUGACAUAAACAAUUUGUUAUAUGUGUUGAAUGUAUAAUGACCCUUAGGACAUUCUCAGAUCAAAGUUAGUAAAAUAGUUUUUCAAGGUGGAUUGGCAAUUAUUUUGGCUCAAUGGCUAACAGCUUAGAGUUAGUUUAUAGUCCUAUACUUUGAUAUAACUAUUUAUAUUCCAUAAUUUUAAACUGAGAUCAACAUGAAACCUAUAAUCUAAUGAUUGUAUCUACACAAGUUGCAUAGUUCUAGGCUAGUAUUAAAGGUUUCACAGAUUAAAUCAAGCAUUUUAAGUUCUACCAUAGUAUCUUGUUACUGGACAUAAAUUUAUGUUGAAUGCAAUAAAAUAAAUCAUAAAUAUUCUCCAUGAGAGCUACAGGAGUUCAUAAUAUCAAUGCUUAGCUUUUGUAUCCAGUUACAUUAUGUAAUGGGAUUCUCUCUACUGAGUAUGAUGCUAAUCAAUUUCAGCCAAGAUUUUCCCAGAGACCAUAAAUCAUCAAGUCUAAUUCACUACAGCACCUCCUAAAUACAUUACUCCUCAAUACUACUACUAAUUAUAGCAACAAUAAUGAUUAUAAAAAUGGUUUCUUUAUUAAGUACAAUGCUAGUAAUUUUGAAGGGAGGAAGUUAAUACUAUUGGUCCUAGUGCUGAUUGUUGGCAGUGACUUCAAAGGUUACUGAAAACGACUUAUUCAAACUGUCAUCAAUCAUUGUAAUAUCACAUUUACAGAUCCUUUCAUUCUUUACUCACUAAAAUCAAUCUAGACACACACAUUCACCAUUUUCUAUUUAGCCAUUGCAACUGCCCACACUAACCCUUUAGGCUAAUCUAGGGAGAUCACUCAUGAUUCUAUGGUACAGGCUUCCUGUUUAAAGUGAUUCGAAUUAAAACCUUCCUUCAAAAUUUAAUAUUAAUUUAUGUUCCAAAUACCAGCUUAUUAAUGACAAAGUAGUUUUAAUACAUUCAUUAUUUUCAAAAUUAGUUGAAACUAAGGCAGUUUACUAAAACUAAAACAUAACAAAAUAUGGUUAAAUAAUUAUAUAUAUAAUUUCUUCAAAAAGCAUGAGAAGUUGAAAUGUUUGUGCUUUUCUCACAGAAUAACUUCAACAUAUAUUUUUCAUCAUUGCAUUUCUCUCCUUUUUACUUAGUAAUCAACAAAAGUUUAGCAAAACUAUUUCUACAGGGUGUUGCAUAAAGAUGGGACUUAUGGCCAUGAUUAUAUUUUUUAUUUUUCUUGAGCCCUAGGACUCAAAAAGCUUGUCACCUGGUUCCUAUGGUGUAUAGAUGACCAAGAUCACAACAUUCCCUUCUGAAUGGGAUACCAGUCCAUUGCAGGGUCAAGGCCAGAAAUUUUUUUGAUUGGAGGGAACAAAUCAGUUACAUCAACUUCCAGUAUCUGACUGUUACUUUAUUUUAUUGAUCCCCAAGGGAUGAAAGGCAAAGUAGACCUGAGCAGGAUUUGAGCUUUAUCUGACAGGCUAACAAUUCUGCCAGCUCAUUACCAUGAUUAUAUAUCAUAACACUUUAUGCACUGGGGUCGAUUUAAUCAACUUAAUCCGCUUGUCUGUCCUUGUUUGUCCCCUCUGUGUUUAGCCCCUUGUGGGUAGUAAAGAAAUAUAUUAUAACACUUUCUUUAAUAACUGUGUUUGUUCUAGUCCUUUGUAUAUUUAAAAUAUGUCCCAUCAAUACAAGACACCCUUUAUAAUUUGGUUUUCUGUUUAAUCAUGUUAUUGUGCCGGCCAAUUCCUGCUAGUGUUUUUUUUUGUUUUUAUUUUUUUUUAAUCUUUCCGAAACCUGAAGAACAUUUUGAACCGUUGAUUUCUCUGGUUUGGAAUAAAUCAUUUUAUGAAACCAAAACAGAAUCUUGAACAAUUUGCAAGAGACUUGUUUCUCCUAUAUAAUCUCAUUAUUUGCCUUGAUUAUUUAUUUUUUAAAACAAUAAAUGUUUGUUUUUUUCCAA